GGAGUGCGUUUUGUGGCAGGGAGCGGCCGCAGUUGGGACUCGGGCCUGUGCGGGAUAACGCAGCCGGGGACAGGGGUUUGGACCGACUGACGGAGGGGAGGCGGCUUUUCCUUCCCCGGUUCUGCCUCGGGAGUCGCCGCCGGUAGUGUCUGCGGGGGGUGUCCGCCCCGCGCCGUGCCGCUUCCUCGCGGCCUCUCCCUGCUUGGCCCCGGCUGGGUCUUUCGGUUUCUCCCCCGUCGCUUUCCUCGCCUGAGGCCCGGCCAUGUCGGGGCUGCUGGGCAAGCUGUUCGGGACGGGGGGGAAGGGCGGCGGGAAGGGGCCUUCCCCCCAAGAGGCCAUCCAGCGGCUUCGCGACACCGAGGAGAUGCUGAGCAAGAAGCAGGAGUUCCUGGAGAAGAAAAUCGAGCAGGAGUUGUCGGCGGCCCGCAAACACGGGACCAAGAACAAACGCGCUGCACUUCAAGCUCUGAAACGAAAGAAGAGAUAUGAGAAACAGCUUGCACAAAUAGAUGGCACGUUAUCCACAAUUGAAUUCCAGAGGGAAGCCCUGGAAAAUGCCAACACCAACACUGAAGUGCUCAAGAAUAUGGGCUUUGCUGCUAAAGCCAUGAAAGCGGCCCAUGACAACAUGGAUAUUGACAAAGUAGAUGAACUAAUGCAAGACAUUGCAGAACAGCAGGAGUUAGCAGAUGAAAUUUCAACAGCUAUCUCCAAACCUGUAGGAAUUGGUGAAGAGUUUGAUGAGGAUGAACUGAUGGCUGAGCUAGAAGAAUUAGAACAGGAAGAAUUGGACAAAAACUUGCUGGAGAUCAGUGGUCCUGAGACAGUACCACUACCCAAUGUACCCUCAAUAUCUAUACCUUCAAAGCCAGCUAAGAAGAAAGAAGAAGAAGAGGAUGAUGACAUGAAAGAGCUAGAAGCUUGGGCUGAAAACAUGUAACCACACCAGCUGGCAGCUGGAAAAAUGGUUGAGACUCUGGUCACCUGUUGCUCCAGGUGCACGCUUUGGUGGGAGACAUCAUUAAGCGCAAUGUCUUUAUUUCUUUAAGCCCAAAGCUGUGGGAAUUGCAUUCUACAUAGCAUGGUCUGAGCACGGGAAACAAAGUUUCCAAGGAAAGUUGCCUGUAGUUUAGGAUGGUGAAUUACUUUAAAUAAUAAACCUUAUUGGCAAAAUUCCAACAUUCAGCUUCUGGACUUUGCUAAUGCCACUGCUGGAUCUUCAUCUUUCAGAAUUCUGGCCAUGUUGACUCUGACUGAAUUGGGAUGUGAAGCCUGUAACUUAAAUUGAUUGAAAGUUUUUUUAAGAGUGUUGUAAAGCAUUUCAAAAGUAAAAGUCAUAAGCCACUCUUGGCUUAUUAUGCUGAGGUGUACAAAUGUAUUAGGCUUUUAGUUCUGUAUUUAUAUCCAUUAUAUCCAUAUGGAUACUCAACACUACACUGAACUUGGUCACUGUUCUCAUUUUGAUUGGUGAAAUGGAUUUGGAAUGACAAAGCAAUUUUAUGAUGGAAGUAGAUGAAAUUUACACUCCAAUUCUAGCUGUACAUUUUUCUACAUAGCACUUGGAUGUUGAUUGCUGUUUGUGAUAACCAAUACCCCAUUCAGACAUGAACAUCCGUUUAUUUUAAAUAAGGAUUUUUGGUUUGCACUGUAUUAAAUACUUUGAUUGAUUUUCA
Molecule: messenger RNA, 1673 nt
Organism: Elgaria multicarinata webbii
Lineage: Eukaryota; Metazoa; Chordata; Lepidosauria; Squamata; Anguidae
Gene: CHMP4B
Product: charged multivesicular body protein 4B
Exons: 5
Coding region: 263-940 (225 amino acids)
Biological process (GO): late endosome to vacuole transport via multivesicular body sorting pathway; vesicle budding from membrane
Cellular component (GO): multivesicular body; ESCRT III complex; cytoplasmic side of plasma membrane
Source: RefSeq, a predicted model, not a curated record